Molecule: messenger RNA, 1629 nt
Organism: Cucurbitaria berberidis CBS 394.84
Lineage: Eukaryota; Fungi; Ascomycota; Dothideomycetes; Pleosporales; Cucurbitariaceae
Exons: 2
Coding region: 466-1548 (360 amino acids)
Biological process (GO): ubiquitin-dependent protein catabolic process; positive regulation of proteasomal ubiquitin-dependent protein catabolic process; protein polyubiquitination
Cellular component (GO): ubiquitin ligase complex; cytoplasm
Molecular function (GO): zinc ion binding; ubiquitin protein ligase activity; ubiquitin conjugating enzyme binding
Source: RefSeq, a predicted model, not a curated record
AUCCAAUGAUAAGUAAUAUCAUGCACCACUGGGUUGAUGUGUCGCGGGCCUUGUAGAUGGCAGCCUUGAGAAGAUCGCUAACAGGGCUCUCUUCAGCCUACUAGCUCCUGCCUGAAUGCCUAUCUCAGUGCUGCAUGAUGCACUCUAAGUGGCUCAGCAUACUCUACAGGAGUCUGAAAAUCAGACUACUGCCAUGUACAACUGAGCAUCACAAGGCAACUGUGACUCACUGUCCUAUGGCGGGAGAUAAGUACAAGCCUUCCGGGCAGUGCCAUCCCCGCCUCCAACACCCUCAGCCGCGAUCCUUGGACGUCAGCCUGAUCCAUCCCGGCUCUCCCAACUCGCUCUUCCAAGUUCGUCGUGUAUAUCUUCAAUUCUAUUUCUCUCCAUCACUCUUUCUCAAGGUAGCCAGCUACCUUCUACGACCAUUUCCUCCUCGCUCUUCUUAUCACAUUUGCCUGCAACAUGGCUCGCGCCCCAGGAACAGCGCGCAUCGUACAGAGACAUCCCCAGCGGGCAUUGCAGGCGGCAGGAGUCACCCCACCUUCAUCUAGCAACACACGGGUCCUACGUUCCAAUACCGCAAAAGCAGCAGCACCCGUGUCCAAAGUCACCAAGCGAAAGACACGACGUCGGCGUGCAGAUCCAUGGACUCCCAAGCGCAAAGUAAACCCUAACCCGACGUCUAAACCUCGUGCUCCACCGCAGACUCAUUUCACCUGCCGGAUUUGUAUCGAGGAACAGACUACUGAUCAGUUCAUACCACCCUUCUCACCAAGACGACAAUGGUCUUUGCCCAUGGACAGUUUUGACGUCCCCUAUCACUGUAUCGCGCACCUUAGUCGCAAUCCGAGGAAGAAGAGCAUCAAGCCAGUGUGCAAGUCCUGCAUCGGCAACAACAUGGCUGCUCGCCUCGAUAUGCUCGGCGCGCGAAAAGUAGGCGCAGGCUGCCUCGAGCCCGGAUGCGAAGAGCCAUGGAGUCACUCCUUCAUCAUGCGGUACUUGCCACGCGGCGAGCCUCUCGAGAAGUUCAACAUGGAGAUGUUCAACGUCUGGCUGGAAGAUGUCAUCCCCAAACCCAUGACGUGUCUAUCGCCUACUUGCACUGCCGUCGGCCUACCAGACGUCAUGUCCGCGGGCUACCCCGAAGUCACAUGCCACGAGUGUUUGUUUCGGUCUUGCGCACUGUGCCUCGUACCCUGGCACAAAGAUGUCACUUGCGCCGAGCUCUCCGCAAAGCGCAUCAACGAGCAAAUGUCCGACCCGGAGAAGGACACGCUGAAGCUCAUGCAAACCAAAGACGGCAAACGCUGCCCCAACUGCCAUCUCGUCAUCGAGAAAGAUGGAGGAUGCGAUAGCAUGCACUGCAUAGGAUGUAACAAGUACUUCAACUGGUCUACGGCUGCGAGUGCAGUUCCAGGUGCAAAAAAGGCAGAGUCAGUUCAGCACGUUUCGCAUGUUUAUCAAAACGGUGGACCAGUAAUUUGCGAAAUGGAUAGUAUCUUGGAGACGGCUGCAGCGCCGGCAGUGGUUGCUGCUGCCUCCUAGUCUAGACCUUCGACAUAUCAAAGGACAAGUAUUUACACAGUCCCAGCCCAGUAUGAAGAAGAACACUCCUUUGUCCAUGCC